GAACAAUCAUAUUCGCUAAGUACGUGUGAUUUUGAAAAGUUUGAUACUACAACUACAUCCGGUCUCUCGAGCACAGUUGUGGAGGAAUUCGGGUCACCGGAAGGCCGAAUCUAGCCAAGGGCUUGGCCAAUCCCUACGAAGGGAUCGCUGUUUUUCCCAGCUAUGGCCCGGCUGACUAUUCCUCUCAAGAUACAUAACAUCUUCCGUUCGGCCCCAACAAGUCAGCGAGCGUUGCUGUCCAAAGUAAACGACCUUCGAUGCGUCCCGUCGCGUCCCAAUGAUUGCCAGAAGCCGACUCAAGGCCGGUUUUGACUAGUGUGUGGACGAAUUGGCGUAGUAACAGAACGAGCACCGCAUGUGGCGUCAUUUCAGAAUCGCUGCCAGAUACGCUGAGGGCUCAUCUCCGUAGAAACGCCGUUGUAUGCGAGUGCGGCGUUUUAAUUGUAGACGAGUGCGGCGUUUCGAUUGUAGACGAGGGAUGGAAAUAGUAGCAGUAUAUCCGUGUGAAGAGGGUCAUGACGUGUUGUCGCCGUGUGUUUGCUCUCCAUCGCAUUCCUUUCGACUUGUGCCACCAUCCGCCCUACAAUCAUCCUCUUGCUCUGCAGCUCCUCCGUCAGUAUGAAUCCCAGUGGACCUGUUCACAACGCUUCGGUUAAGUCUAUACUGUUAUUUGCUGGACAAGGUACCUCUGGCCUUUCCGCUCUUAAAUGUCAGGCCCAGGUUGUUUCUGAGACGCCCCUUGGUGCCACGCUUUUGCUUGCAUGCUAUGAAGCUUUCCAUCGGGAGCUCGCUUCCCUCACUUCUCAAGAACUGAGACUCACCGGACUGUCUCGAGAGGACUUCGAUGGGUGUAAUACAGUACUCUGUCCUGCCCAGAAGUAUCUAUGGAACCCCAUUCUCUCUGGAACCACACUCUUACUUGCUCAGAGUCUGCAAUACUUAUCUUAUAUCAAACAAUUACAUCCUAAACAUCCUGAGAAGCUGUUUACUGAUGCUCUUGACCGUACUCAGGUUGUCCUUGGAUUCUCUUCUGGGCUUUUAGCAGCAUGUGUUGCUGCAACAUCAAAUGAUAUUGCCACCUACAUCUUGCAUACUAUCCAAGCUUAUCAAGUUGCAUUCUGGGUUGGUGUUCAUGCUCAGUCAUAUCGUGUCAAAGUCUUGUCUAGUGUCUCUGCAUCUGAGUUUCAAAAUAAAUCUUGGACACUGGUCAUCAUGGGAGCAUCUGAAGAUGUUAUAGCCUCUGAGAUUGAUAAAUUUUUGGAAGAUUUGGAUUCUAAUGUGCUGUCCAUUACUGCAGUCUUUAGUAAAACUCGGAUUGCAGUGUCAGGUCAUCCUGAUGUUCUCAUAAGAUUUGAGCAGAGACUAAGGCCUUUAUAUACAACACACUGGACCAAUGUGGAUUCUCUUUAUCACUCUUCUGAUCAUCUCUUGACUUCACAAGCUGUCUUGACUGAUCUGCAGAAACACAAUGUUUGUUUCCCUACUUAUGCAAUGGUGAAAGUCCCAAUCUACAACUCAAGAACUGGACAAGCUAUAAAUGGAAAUUACGUCUCCACAGCUACUCUUCUUGAAUGCAUUAUUGACUUGAUCUUGGUCUAUCCUGUUUGCUGGAAUCAAGUAUUAUAUUCUGUCUUGGAAGAUCUGAGAUUCUUGAAUUCAAGUUUUAUGCUAAUCAACUUUGGACCAUCUAAUGGCCUUUUCAGAGAAUUAACUUUGGAUUUAAGAGAAAUACUUUCAGAUACAAGAGAUCUGACUAAUCUCUCUAUCCCCAGUAUCUCUUUGCCCAGGCAUGAUCCUGUAGCCAUUGUUGGGAUGGCAAUCAAUAUGCCUGGUGCAGAGAACAUACAUGAACUUUGGGACAUUCUCCAAGAUGGUCUCAAUAUGGCCUCAAAGAUUCCUGAGGAGAGAUUCAAUAUUGCUACUUACACUAGCAAUGAACCAGGAACUCGUAGAAUGAGAGCUUCACAUGGAAACUUUCUGGAGCAUGUAGAUAAUUUUGAUGCUGCAUUCUUCAAUAUUAGCCCAAGAGAAGCAAUGAGCAUGGAUCCUCAGCAACGUCUCUUACUUCAUGCAGCAUACAAUGCCUUGGAAGAUGCUGGAUAUACCCCUGAUUCAACUUCUACUUGGAGUAGAGAGACCUUUGGGUGUUACUUUGGUGUUGCUACUGGAGACUAUGUACAUAACCUGCAAGAUAACAUGGAUGUGUAUUAUAGCACUGGAACUUUGCGAGCUUUUUUGAGUGGACGAAUCUCUUAUAUUAUGAAAUUUGGGGGUCCAUCACUUGUGAUUGAUACUGCAUGCUCCUCAUCAAAUGUUGCUCUCUAUCUUGGGGUAAGAGCUCUGAUGAACAAUGAUUGUAAAGCUUGUCUUGUAGGUGGGGUAAAUGCAAUUUUAAGCCCAGAUAUGUUCCUGGGUUUGGACCAUGGUCACUUCCUUUCCCCUACUGGCCAAUGUAAGACAUUUGAUGCUUCUGCUGAUGGCUACUGCCGGGGCGAAGGUGUUGGAGUUUUUGUUCUCAAACAAUUGAAGGAUGCUCUGAUUGAGCAUGACCAGAUCUAUGGAAUAAUUCGAGGAGCUGAAGUUAAUCAGAGUGGUCAAGCUCCAAGCAUCACAUAUCCGCACCAAUCUGCUCAGGCAUUGCUACUUCAGAACCUUUUGCACAAUGCAAAUGUUCUUCCUGCAGAAAUCAAUCUUGUAGAGUGUCAUGGUACUGGAACUCAGGCUGGGGAUCCAAAUGAAGUUACUGCUCUCCGCACAAUCUUGGCUGGUUCCUCUUCUCAGAGACAACAGAAUAAUCCUUUAUUUUUCACAUCAAUUAAAGCCAAUAUAGGUCACUUGGAAGCUGCUAGUGGUGCUGCAGGAUUGGCAAAAAUACUUUUGAUGUUGAAGUAUAAGUUAAUACCUCAGCAGAUAUCUUUGAAAAAGUUGAAUCCUCUUAUUCGACCAUUGGAGAAUGAUAAUAUUAUCAUUAAUCAAAGGAAUACACACUGGCCUGUUCCAAUCCCUGGUUGUCCACGUAUGGCAGUCUUGAAUAACUUUGGUGCUGCAGGGUCCAAUUCUGCUGUACUUAUCCAGGAAAAUACUCAUGUUUUGGGGGACCAGAUAUCCUCUCCUCCAUAUCUGUUUGGACUUAGUGCAAAAUCUGUGAAAGACUUGGAGAAACUGUCCCAGAAGUAUAUUGCUUGGAUACUUAAUGAUAGUCAGAAAGGCCAUAUUUACUUAGGCAAUCUAUCCUAUACAAUGACUGCUAGACGAUUAAUACAUCCAUAUCGCUUUGCUUUCUCUGCUUCAUCUAUACAGGAAGUAGUUCACAACUUGGGAAACAUGAAGACUGAAGUACAGUGCCUCUCACCACACUCUAUAGUAUAUAUGUUUUCUGGUCAUGGUAUGCACUACCCUGGUAUGGGGAAAGACUUGUAUAAAUUAUUCCCUGUUUUUCAAGCAAGUAUUGACAACAGUGAAAAUAUUCUCAAAGAUUAUGGGUUUGAGAGCAUCCUUCCUCUCUUGCUGAACAACACUGUCAGCAAUGCAGAUGAUAUCAGAUCAUCUCAUACUGCAGUAUUUGCUUUGGAGUGUGGUCUUGCUGAGCUGUGGCAGUCCUGGGGAAUCGUACCACAUGCUGUUGUUGGUCAUAGCCUUGGUGAAUAUGCUGCACUAGUAAUUGCUGGUGUGCUUUCAAAGUGUGAUGCCUUGAUUAUAGUUGCC
This is a messenger RNA of Mycena citricolor, 3705 nucleotides long. NCBI's taxonomy places the organism in Eukaryota, Fungi, Basidiomycota, Agaricomycetes, Agaricales, Mycenaceae. The record is from the annotation of a GenBank genome assembly.